Messenger RNA from Patella vulgata (common limpet), 5058 nucleotides. RefSeq names its product cytochrome P450 1A1. The transcript has a single exon. NCBI's taxonomy places the organism in Eukaryota, Metazoa, Mollusca, Gastropoda, Patellidae. Gene Ontology annotation, molecular function: iron ion binding; monooxygenase activity; oxidoreductase activity, acting on paired donors, with incorporation or reduction of molecular oxygen. The record is from RefSeq and is a predicted model, not a curated record. The coding region runs from base 208 to 1722 and encodes 504 amino acids.
UCCCCGGACCAGUUUGUGUAGUCAUCUUCUACAGAGUUAAAAGAAACCUUUCGCAUUAGUGGUUUGAAAUAGAUUGACAACUGCAGUGUUUUUAUCCCAGUAUUGUGGCCGGGUUAUGGAUCGUAUAUAAUAGUACAGUUUUAUGGUGGGCUGUUCCGUUAUGCUUGGUUGUAAUUUGGAUUAGUAUUGUCAAGAAAGAAAAACGAAAUGUUGCAAGAUAUAACGACGUACAUAGCAGACCCGUUAUACAGAACACAAAUAAGUUUGGUAACAUUUGUGCUGGCAUUGAUUUGUGCCAAGAUUAUAUUGGAUUUAGUUAGAAAGGACAACUUCCCUCCUGGACCAAAUGGCUUGCCUGUUUUAGGUUAUCUACCCUUUUUCGGUACUCACCCGCAUCUCACCUUUAAUAAACUAAGAGGAAAAUAUGGCGACAUCUUUAGUAUCAAAAUGGGCAGUUUCCCAGCCGUUGUAAUCAAUGGCAAGACGUUAAUUAAAGAGGCUUUGGUUACUAGAGGAGAUGAUUUUUCAGGCAGGCCAAAUUUCUACUUCGCCUCUCUAUUUGGAGAACAUACGCUAAGUUUUGGACGUUUUUCAGAGAGUAGUAUACGGCACAAGAAGAUAGCAUACCACUGCUUGUAUGUCUUUGCAAAUUCCCGAAAAAAUCCCACCGAAGACAUGAUUUACGAGGAAGCAAAGAUAACAGUUUCAGAAUUUAACAAUAUGAACGGGAAACCCUUUUGCCCAACGGAAUUUCUCUAUGUUAGUGUUGGAAGUAUAAUUUUUCAAAUCUGUUUUGGAAAGCAUACAAAUAUUCGAGAAGAAGAUGAAACUUUUAAAACAUUUCUCGUAGGUAACCGUGAAUUUAUACAAUUUGCUGCAUCUGGAAAUCCUGUUGAUGUUAUGCCAUGGUUGAGAUACGUUAUGCCAUGGAAAAUCUCAACUAUGAUCAAACUUGACGAACAAGUUAGGGAAAUCAGAAUUCAGAAAGUUGAAGAAAGUUUGAAGACCUACACACCGUCUAACCCGAGGCAUCUCGCAGAUGGCUUGACUGCUGCCGUUAAAGAAGCCGAAGCUGACCCCUCAUCCGAUUUUACAGCUGAAAGGAUUUACUCGACUUUGGAUGACCUCAUGGGUGCUGGAUUCGAAACAGUAUCGAAUACUUUGAAUUGGGCCCUGCUAUUGCUAACAGCGCACCAAGAAGUUCAACGAAUGGUCCAUGAGGAAAUUGACGAUGUUUUAGGACAACGACAACCAAAGUUGGAAGAUAAAGCGGAAAUGCACUACUGCAUGGCAACUAUUAACGAAAUCCUGCGAUUUUCAAAUAUAGCACCACUUGCCCUGCCCCAUGCAGCUACCAAGGAUACUGAGCUGAACGGUUAUAUUAUUCCAAAAGAUACUGUUAUCCUCCCAAACAUGUACUCAAUCAGCCACGAUGAAAAGCUGUGGGGUGAUCCUUUUAAUUUUAGACCAGAACGAUUCCUUGAUGCUGAAGGAAAGCUGGAUAAUAACACCACAGACAAAUUCACGGCGUUUUCAAUGGGUAGACGUAAAUGUGUUGGCGAGUUUUUGGCACGCAUGGAACUGUUUCUAUUCUUCACAGGAAUAUUUCAGAAUUGUGCUUUUAACAAGCCAGCUCAUAUCAAGGACUAUUCAUUUGAUAGCGUUGUCGGCCUCGUUCUCUCCCCAGUUCCAUAUGAAAUUUGUGCUUCAAUGAGAGAAUAGAUCCAGUUUCAAACAAACUAUGUCAUAUCCUUAAAAUAUGGAGAAUCAUCAUUUUGAUAAAAUAUUAAUGUUAUAAAUUCAGGAAUUUCUAGUAAUAUUGUUGUCUUGUUUGCAGUCAAUAUUAGCAUGAAUUUAGUAGUUUUAAUUUUGUACUUUUGUUUUUUACUACAAAACAUAUGAUUUUGUAAAUCGUGGAUCGCAAUUGUCGUUUGUGAUUGGGGAAAGUGCAGCGGGUAAGUAGUUGGCCUUGCCUUGGACGCAAAACUGGCGACAAUAUGUGUAUAUAAUAUUUACGGUAAUUCCCCUUUGCACAGAUUGAAAUGUGUGAAACGAUCUUGUACAGAGUGCAUGCUAAGUUAGCAUCUUGAAAAGUUUCUUCUAUCACCGCGAAGUGACAUGCUCUUGGUUUGCACAUAAAUUGCACAUGUACUUCGUAUUUGAUGACGUUUUCAUUUGUAAGCCUUGUAUUCUACCGUUUGGCUUCUACACAACUGUAGUGGCUAUGCUAACUUUGGUUUCUUUAGAAACAUUUGGGGGAUAGUAAUUACGCUUUGGGUCUUCUUCUUCUAUUAGUGUUUAGUUUACUAUGCUCAGCGAACGCGUAGGGGUCUUUCCUGCGCGAGGAAAACGGACUACCUGGAGUAAACGUACGAAGUUGGGAGAGAGCCCCUAUCUCCAAGCCACAUACACUCACACCAGGGAUCGAAACCACAACCGCAAGCCAGAGGUGGACGGUCAGCUAGAGUUCCAAGGGCGACAUUCUAGACCCCCCCCCCACCCAUGUAGGCUACCCCCACUACACUUUGGGUAGAGGUUUCUGGUAUAUAUAUGUUUACUUUUGAUAAACAGCAGGGAUGCCCAGAAACUGUUUGGCACCAUGUAUAAUUUAUAUUGCAAAUGCCACGGGAGCCCUUGCAUCAUCAGAGAAAAGGAGGUAUAUUAUGGUCGUUGUGCGUCAAACUCACACAAAUGAAAUUAGUGUGUCAUUGUGGAAGAUAAAUAUGAUCAUUAAAUUAUAAAAUUAGAAAUUAUAAUAUGCUUUAUAUCAAAGUGCCGAAAUGUUUAUGUUCCCAUUCUUAAACUCUACCGUGAUAUGGGGUGGGGGGGGGCGAAUGGUUGUAACAUGAGAUUGUAAGGGGAUAUCAGUUUUGAAAAAGGGAGCCACGGUAGCUCAGUGAAUAGGACGUUGGCUUCACUAACCAUGGAGCAGGUUUCGGGAUAUUGCAGUGUGGUUCUCCUUCUCAGUGUUGCAAGGCAGAGAGCCUAGCACUGGACGACGUAUAGCCGUUCGGAUGGUACGAAAUGUCGAGUUCCCGUGUACCCAUUGGCAUGCACGUAAAACAACCCUCGGUAGUUGGAAUUCGUUAUAAGCGUACGCCGUGGUACCGCUGCCCGGGCACGAUUUCCCUCAUAACACACUAUAUGGUGUAUGCUCGUCUUCUUUAGCCCAGUAGGACGUUAAACCAGCCAAAAUCUUUAGCUUGCUUAGAAACACAAUUCCGCUACAAGGUCCUCCUUUCUAAACAAACUAAUUGCCGGAAAAUUUUCUUUGUCACCUGAAUUUUCUGAAUGAAUCAAUCAUUAACUAAAACAUAUUUUCCACAAAGCUGUGAUGGUUGUUUAUUUUUAACUAAUUACACAAUUAUACAAUUAUAUCUCCAUGAUAUGUGGUCGCAUUCUCCAUUAUCUGAUGUUUGUGUCCGAAAAAAUGAAAUACAUUGCUCGAAAAAUGGACGGUUCACCGAAUCUGGGAGGGUGGGGGUGGAGCAUAUAAGUUCUUCCAAAACAGUAUUUUUACUAAUAUUUAUAUCUGUAAACUUUUAGUUCAGAUUACAUUUCAGGCUAAAUUCCUAACAAAUAUUUGAAUUGAAACAAAGCAUCUAUAAAUCAGCUACUUAUUUAUUUGGGCGACAUUUCGAAUAGUAUUGUCUCAACGUUAUCAAGACCCCGGACCUCCUGAUUAGUUAUCAGUAAUUAGUGAUAUUUUCCAUAAAGGGAGAUAACUCCGCAUGUUCCCUUGUCCAUGAGGUUUUCUGCAUUUUGCUUUUAAUCAAAACCUAACCAAUAGCAUAGUGUUUGCAUAGGAUGAAGGCAUCGGAUGUUUUCGCCAAUAUUUAAUUUUAUGUCAACUUCACAAUUGUUAGUAUAGAUAAAGCAUUUACUUGACAGUUAUCACAAUUUUCAUCUGGCCCUAAAUCGAGUUAUUGCAAACACUUUGCUUGGAACUCUCCGGAUCGGUGUUCCUGGUGUUCCACAAAUGUAUAGUUUGUUUAGUAGGGAGGACCUUGUAGCGGAACUUCGCGCUAGAAAUUUUGGCUGCAGGCUGCCACACUUGGAUUAAUACACAUCUGAUAACGCCACUGGUUUCAAGACUUACCAUUGGAAGCUCUACCCAAUUAAAAAAAUCAAUUCAUUUAUUUAAUCAUCUAUACCGACUAAAAAUCUGGCGCUACAUCCACGCGUGGCGACAAUAUUUAGACCACGAACAAAUAUACUUUUCCCAAAUAUACAUGGGUAUUUCGAUAACUGCGCUAGUAUUUCAACAGAAACGAUUGUCCCCUUUUCGGCAACAGGACACACUUUUCUUCGGAAUUUGACACUGCUACAUCUCCCAGUCUUUAGUUCUCCUAAAAGAAAAUUAAAUGACCAUAAAAUUAAAUAGACAAACCAAGUUAACUUUGUUCUAUGAACUGUCUGGGUUUUCGGGAAUCAAAGUACUAGCAUAUAGUCCCCCAUCAAGAGAGAAGGUGUGUGGGGUGGGGUGGGGUAUAUGAUAUUUUUAUGUGAUAUCUUAUUACCAGAACCAAACCCCCUAUUUUGUGAAAGCUAUUAUGUUCGUGUUUUGAGCCAUGUAUGAUCGUCUAGACGAAGCUCAAGUCGGACUAUAGUGAGAAUUCGGAUAUUCUAUAUGGCGGUAUAAUAGAUUCAAAAUUCAAAAAUGCUUUCGUCUAACUUCUAACUUCUGUUAAUGUAUUUUUUAACUUCUAUUCAUGUAAUUACUAACUUCUAUUCAUGUAACUUUUAAAUUAAGACAAUGUAUAAUCCAACUUCUUUAUUUGUUCAGUGUAAAUUUUAAUUCUAUUUCAUCUUAUUUCUAUUACUUAGACGAAAAACGUCUUCUUCAUUGAUGCUUUAAACGUUUAGCAUCAACAGAGAGAGAGACGGGCUUGAUAAAGACGAGUGUAUCCUCGUCGAAACGUCGCUUAGUAUUAAACUCAAUAAUUGUGUAUCCAUAAAAUUGUACCCUGUGUUAAUAUAGACCGUACAGUAUAUAUAAAUAUUAAUUGGCUCAAGUGUAAAAAAAAAAAAAAAUCAAAUAAAAUUCUCCAAAUCCUG